AUGGCAGAAGAUUUCAAUGUUGAAACUCAGACGUCUGACCAGCAGCAUGGGGAGAUGCCAAGCGACAGGAAUCAGAGAAGGCAAGACAACGAUGGCUCUGGUGUUAGGUUCAAGUACAGAGACAAAGGCUACGAGGUCGUGUUUGUGGACAAUAUUGAGAAGUUUGACUUAGACCACUGUCUUACUAGACACCCCAGAGUAUUCCUCAUAGUAGAUGACAUGUUUGGUACUGUUGGAUUAUCUGCGAAUACAUCACAGGUGAAAUCCUUUCUAAACAACCUUCUCCUCCAUUUAGAACAAAAGUGGAGUGCGGAAAAGCUGCAGUCAGAAAUGCAUGAAAGCUAUAAUGCUGUUGGUAAAUCCAGAAAGAAAGUGCAGAGUCAACCAGAAUUUCAAACAAAAGAUAUUCGUGUGAUCUUCACAUCAAAGUCAUACAACUUCCAUGAUGGACUUGCAAAACUGCAGUACGAGGGUUUCAAACUGUUCAAAGGUCAAACUGUAAUGGAUUUAACCACACAAGAUAAAUACUGGCUUUCUGACAAAGAGAAAAAGACAAUAUUUGAACAACUUAGGAAUGCUCUUGGUGACUGCUCCAUGCAACAUAUACCUGAUUACAGUGAGCUGGAAAUCUGUUCAAAUAUCUUUGGAUUCCCUCUUAUUUGUAAACUUUGUUUUGAAUUUUCAUCUUUCUACAAAAAUGCAAAAUCUUUUUUCAAAGAACCUCUGUUUUAUCUCAGGCUAGAACUAAAGCAUUUGCUUGAAGAGAGAAAUGACCGAUCAGCCAUUCUGGUUCUGAUGCUACUGUGUGAAGACAAAUUGGACCUGACCAAGUUAGACAGUGAAGGUGAGGAUAAGGAAAUCGACAGCCUGGUCAAAACUGUUUUACGGCUGAUGUCUGACGCUACACGUUCAGGCAUGUACAAAGCAGCUAAAAGUUUGAGAGGUACAUUCUUCACGAGAGGAGACACUGUUGGAUUUGCUCAUUCUUCAAUCUAUGAUGCUUGUGCCUGUGCCUUGUAUAACAUCAGUCCAAUCUUUGUUUUUAAGCACUGCAGUGAUGACUUUCUGUUUGAAAGGGUACAGAGUGAAAAGGUUGAGGAAACCAAAGUUGAUGAUCAUCUCCAUUUGAUAUAUGUCUCAAAGAAUUAUGAUGACCUACUUACCACAAGGUUUGCACAGUCUAUCAAACAAGGACAGUUUUCUAAAUCAGUGACACAUCCAAUUCUCAAACACGACGCCGCGGUUUUCAAGCUGCUCAACAAACUUCAGUGUGAUCGGACAAAACAGCUUCACCAGCCUAAUCAAACUCAUUCUGAGGAAAAACCUUGGUUUCACAAGAAAGAGAAGGGACAAUGUUUUCUGUACUGGGCAGUUCUUGGACAUAAUGCACGUCUAAUUACAGAUAUAGAACACACAACUGGAGAAGAGUUCACUGAAGAAGAGAUCAGUGAGGCCAUGGAAGGAUGUGCACAAAGCAACAAUGUGACAGCAUUGAAAUGGCUGUUCAGCAGGAGUGAGAAACAUGACCAUCAGUUGACACUGAACAGACUCUUGUUGGUAGCUGCUGUAAAUGGCAACUCUGACAUACUAGGUUAUCUGCUUCAGGAAGGCGCUGAUAUUAACACUAGAGACAAGGGAAUGCAAACCAUCUUCCAUCUUGUCUGUAAAUCAGGAAUGGAAAAAACCCUGAAAGUCCUGUUAACCAGGAAACCUGGGAAUAAUUCUAUAAACUCUGUUGAUGUGAAUGGCAGGACCCCCGUCAUGGUUGCAGCACACACGGGAUCAGAGGGAUGUUUUAAGUUACUGCAGACAAUAUCAAACUUGAAUUUGAAAGACAAAAAUAGCUACGGAAUUAUUCAUCUUGCCUGUAUUGGUGGUACCAAGGCUAUAGUGCAACAUGUCCUAUCUCCUUCUAACAUAAACAGUAGAGGGAUGCAUGGAUACACACCAGUAAUGGUGGCAGCUUUCAAUGGACAUCAAAGUGUGUUUUACCUCCUUGUGUCCUACCAAGCUGACCUCACACUGGUGUGUACACAUAGUGUAAGUUUACUUCAACUUGCCUGUCAGGGUGGAAACACUGCUAUAUUACAACAUGUCCUGUCUCCUUCUAACAUCAACAGUAGAGGCACAAAUGGAUGCACACCAGUAAUGGUGGCAGCUUUCAAUGGGCAUCAAAGUGUGUUUGACCUCCUUGUGUCCUACCAAGCUGACCUCACACUGGUGAAUACAGAUGGUAAUAGUUUACUUCAACUUGCCUGUCGUGGUGGGAACACUGCAAUAGUACAACAUGUCCUGUCUCCAUCUAACAUCAACAGUAGAGGGAGACAUGGAUUUACACCAGUAAUGGUGGCAGCUAUCAAUGGACAUCAAAGUGUGUUUGAACUCCUUGUGUCCAACCAAGCUGACCUCACACUGGUGGAUACAGAUGGUAAUAGUUUACCUCAUCUUGCCUGUGAGGGUGGAAACACUGCUAUAGUACAACAUGUUCUGUCUCCUUCUAACAUCAACAGUAGAGGCACACAUGGAUACAUACCAGUAAUGGUGGCAGCUUUCAAUGGACAUCAAAGUGUGUUUGACCUCCUUGUGUCCAACCAAGCUGACCUCACACUGGUGGAUACAGAUGGUAGAAGUUUACUUCAUCUUGCCUGUCAGGGUGGGAACACAGCUAUAGUACAACACGUUCUGUCUCCUUCUAACAUCAACAGCAGAGGCACACAUGGAUACACACCAGUAAUGGUGGCAGCUGUCAGUGGACAUCAAAGUGUGUUUGACCUCCUUGUGUCCAACCAAGCUGACCUCACACUGGUGGAUACAGAUGGUAGAAGUUUACUUCAUCUUGCCUGUGAGGGUGGAAACACUGCUAUAGUACAACAUGUUCUGUCUCCAUCUAACAUCAACAGUAGAGGCACACAUGGAUACACACCAGUAAUGGUGGCAGCUUUCAAUGGACAUCAAAGUUUGUUUGACCUCCUUGUGUCCAACCAAGCUGACCUCACACUGGUGGAUACAGAUGGUAAUAGUUUAUUUCAUCUUGCCUGUCAGGGUGGAAACACAGCUAUAGUACAACAUGUUCUGUCUCCUUCUAACAUCAACAGUAGAGGGAUACGUGGAUACACACCAGUAAUGGUGACAGCUGUCAGUGGACAUCAAAGUGUGUUUGAUCUCCUUGUGUCCAACCAAGCUGACCACACACUGGUGGAUACAGAUGGUAAUAGUUUACUUCAUCUUGCCUGUCAUGGUGGGAACACUGCUAUAGUACAACAUGUUCUGUCUCCUUCUAACAUCAACAGUAGAGGGAUACAAGGAUGCACACCAGUAAUGGUGGCAGCUUUCAGGGGACAUCAAAGUGUUUUUGACCUCCUUGUGUCCAACCAAGCUGACCUCACACUGGUGGAUACAGAUGGUAAUAGUUUACUUCAUCUUGCCUGUCAUGGUGGAAACACUGCUAUAGUACAACAUAUAGGGCAUUCUUUGGAGAAAGAUGAGUGA
This is a messenger RNA of Haliotis rufescens (red abalone), 3489 nucleotides long. RefSeq names its product serine/threonine-protein phosphatase 6 regulatory ankyrin repeat subunit B-like. Gene Ontology annotation, molecular function: protein binding. The record is from RefSeq and is a predicted model, not a curated record. The transcript has 3 exons. Lineage: Eukaryota; Metazoa; Mollusca; Gastropoda; Lepetellida; Haliotidae. The coding region runs from base 1 to 3489 and encodes 1162 amino acids.